AUGAUGAUCGUAAGAAAAUUAAUCGGUAUCUUGAUCGUUUGCUCUCUGAUGCAGGGGAGCUUCAACAAAUAUUUAGAGGGUAUGAACGUGAAUUUAGGGGAUGCUUUGCAAUUUCUUAGAGAAUAUGACAAUGAAGCUUCUGCGAUGUGUACGAGAGUAAUAACAGCGCAAUGGAAUUUUGCGACGAAUGUCACUGAAGAGAAUCGUCGAAGAAUGAUAGAGGAACAAUCUUUGAAGUUGAAAUUUGAUCGAAUUUCAUGGAGAAAAGCCGUAAGUUUUGCUUGGAGUCGAAUAGGAGAUCCCUUCGCUCAAAGGGAACUAAAAAUGAUUGCUAUAAAAGGACGAAACUCUUUGACCGAUGACAAAUUCAACGAGUUACACAAUCUUAUAUUGGAAAUGAAGGAAAUAUACGCGAGAACACGAGUGUGUCCUUACAGAACUAUAGAAGUAAAUUGCGAUCUAAGUUUGGAUCAUGAUGUGAAUAAGGCAAUGGCAAAAUCGAAAAACUAUGAUGAAUUAUUAUAUUAUUGGCAUGCUUGGCACGAAGCCACUGGGCCUCAAUUGAAGACUAAAUACAUAAGAUAUGUUCAGUUAGCGAAUCAAGCUGCUAGAUUAAAUGGAUUUCAGGAUGCUGGUGAUCAAAUGAGAGAGUUUUUCGAAGAAGAAUAUUUCCAACAGAAUACAGCGGAUGUAAUGUCGGCCAUUAUGCAUUUGUACAAAAAUCUCUUCACUUAUGUGAGGACAAAAUUAUUCGAAAGAUACGGGGACAAAGUGAGAAGGGAUGGACCACUUCCGGCGCAUAUCUUGGGGAACAUGUGGGCGCAAAAUUGGGAAGAACUUUACGAUCUGGUGCAACCGUUUCCGGCAAGUAAGAAGCUUGAUGUCACUUUGGAGAUGAUGAUUCAAAGUUUCACAUCUUUAAGGAUGUUCCAAAUAGCAGAGGAAUUUUUUACUUCGCUCGGUAUGAAACCGAUGCCUCCUGAAUUCUGGAGAUUCUCCUUGUUUGAGAAACCUAUCGACAGAGACGUAAAAUGUUCUCCUAGCGCUUGGGAUUUUUGUAAUAGAAUCGAUUACAGGAUAAAACAAUGUACGAGAGUCACGAUGGAAGAUUUACUAUCGGCUCAUCACGAAAUCGCUCGAUUACAAUAUUAUUUGCAAUAUCGGGAUCAACCAUUAUUAUUUAGGAACGAGGCAAUUCCAGGAUUUUUCGAGGCAGUCAGCGAUGCAAUCGAACUCUCAGUGUUCACGCCUCAACAUUUAAGUAAACUCGAAUUACAUGACAAUACUACGGAUGAUUAUGGAAGUGAUAUCAAUUUUUUAAUGCUAAUGGCGCUUCGUAAAAUUGCCUACAUGCCAUUUGCUUACAUAGUCGAUGAGUGGAGAUGGUAUGUGUUCAACGAGGGUGUUGCGGAUAUGACGAACAAAUGGUGGGAGUUAAGAUUACAAUAUCAAGGAAUUGUUCCGCCAGUGCCACGAUCGGAAAGAGAUUUCGAUCCUGGUUCAAAAUAUCAUGUACCAGCUGAUGCUCUUUACGCCAAAUAUUUUGUUGGUGUUGUUUUGCAAUUUCAAUUGUUCGAAUCUUUAUGUGAAAUAGCAGGUCACACUGGUGAUCUACAUACCUGUGAUUUUUACAGAUCACGAGAUGCUGGAAGAUUAUUAUCUGAUGUAUUAUCAAUGGGUUCAUCUAAACCUUGGAAAGAUGUUGUACGUCAAAUGACAAGGGGAAGAACAAACAGAAUGGAUGCUGGAGCUAUAUUGAGAUAUUUCGAGCCUUUAAAUCAAUGGUUGAAACGACAAAAUGAAAUGGAGCCGGUUGUCGGAUGGAUUACAAAUCGCGACGAUACAGCGUUAUUUUUUCACUGGUACCAAAAUGGUGCUCGAAAAAUCACCUCGCAAUUAUUUCUUCCACUGGUUUUAAUUAUUUCGCAAGUUUUAAUGUGUUAACAAAUAAAUACAGAUUCAAAUAUCAUUGUACAUAUAUAAAAAAUUAUGUAAAUAUCUUAUGAAACCUUUAAAACAAAGUUUAUAUAAUCAAAGAUAACUAUAUUUUGUGUAUAUGUACUAGCAAUUGAUGCCAAAAAUCAGCAUAUUUA
Apis laboriosa (Himalayan honeybee) is the source of this 2093-nucleotide messenger RNA. RefSeq names its product angiotensin-converting enzyme-like. Bases 1 to 1944 code for a protein of 647 amino acids. The record is from RefSeq and is a predicted model, not a curated record. Gene Ontology annotation, biological process: proteolysis. Gene Ontology annotation, molecular function: metallopeptidase activity; peptidyl-dipeptidase activity. NCBI's taxonomy places the organism in Eukaryota, Metazoa, Arthropoda, Insecta, Hymenoptera, Apidae. The transcript has 13 exons. Gene Ontology annotation, cellular component: plasma membrane.